UCUCAGUAGCCAGUGUUGUUGCUGUUUGCUUUUCUGAAGGAUAAAGACACAGCAUAGUCUUGAACAUAAAAGAUAAUAUUGUCCUGCUUUUUGGAACAACGCCAUUGAUUGGCUUGAACAUGAAUCCUGAAUAUGACUACCUGUUCAAGCUGCUGCUGAUUGGAGAUUCCGGAGUGGGAAAGUCAUGUUUACUACUACGUUUUGCGGAUGACACUUAUACUGAAAGCUACAUCAGCACCAUUGGGGUUGACUUCAAAAUCAGGACUAUUGAAAUGGAUGGGAAAAUAGUAAAACUGCAGAUUUGGGAUACAGCCGGUCAGGAGAGAUUUCGAACUAUAACAUCCAGCUACUACAGAGGUGCCCAUGGGAUCAUCAUUGUGUAUGAUGUUACUGACCAGGAAUCCUUCAAUAAUCUGAAGCAGUGGUUGGAGGAGAUUGAUCGGUAUGCAUGUGAAAAUGUCUCCAAGUUGCUGGUGGGGAACAAGAGUGAUUUAACAUCAAAAAAGGUGGUGGACUUCACCACUGCCAAAGAAUUUGCUGAGCCACUUAAAAUUCCAUUUCUUGAAUCAAGUGCAAAGAAUGCAAGCAAUGUGGAGAAGGCCUUUUUAACCAUGGCCUCAGAAAUUCAGAAGCGACUCGGGUCAGAGAACGUUCAGAACGAGACUGUAAAAGUGGGAGCCAAAAUAAACAGUGCUCCCCUGUGGCCUGGAGGACAGAGUGGGACUGCGGAGGAGGUCAGCACCUGCUGUUAGUGCUUACAGGUUUAAAUUCAGGGUAUUCUAAUUUUGAAAAGGAAACUUUUGUGAAAAAAUAUGAUUUUUAGUUUAUACUGAUGAACAGUGGCCUUACUAACUGAUUGCCUGUUUUCUGUGUGACAUAUAACUGAGUUUAAGAUUUGCCUUCUUACUGCGUUUCCCUUUCUGUUAGGUAAAACAAGUAUAGGAUUAUUUGCCUUUUUUACAGUGGUGUUCAUAUUAUAAGCCAAAUGGCAUGCAGGCAAGUGUUUGAGCUUAUUGGAUCACCCAUUCUUGUCUGCACAGUUUAGUAUACGUAGAACCACAUUCACCAGAUCUUGGUGAACUGGCAAUAAAUGUAGGCUGCUUUGUUUAGAAACGACAACACUGCUGGCCAUGUUGCUCAUUAUCCAUUUCUAUAUCAUUAUUAAUCUGAUAUAAAAUGUAAUUUUAGCUGCAGCUGAAAUUGACUAAAUAUUUUAUAAGUUGUUAAGUCUACAGUUCCUCCCCCUUAAUUUGUUUACUGUUUAUUGUUAUCUAUAGGACAGAUCUUCUUCUAUCACAUAAAUUCCACAGACUGGUAGAUCUGACUGAUAAUGUAGUGCUGAGCAUUUGCUGGGAUUUGAACUUAUGCUCUCCUUAUAUUUGAUGAGCAGCAGAUCAAAGGGCCGCUCUAGAACUGAAAAAAAUGUAUGUGGUUUCUCAGCUCUCAAGUGGAGUGACUGUCUAACUGCCUGCCUGUCAAGAAAUGGGAGAUUAUUAGCUUAAAUGCAGCUCCUUGACCGAACUGAGUUGUUCAAAUAAAAAUUGGCCAUUUUUAGCAUUUAUUCAUUAUUUGUGCAGCUCACAAUGUAUAGAAUCAGUUUGUGGAUUUUACUAAGCAAGAAAACAAGACCUGAACUAACCUGAUUUCUUAACUAAGAUAAAGAUAUUAGACAUGUUUGGCAUCAAAUCUAAUUCUACCAAAGGUAAAAUUCUCAUUUUCAAGUAUCACUGGAAAAAUUUGUUUUUUCUAUGUACAUUUCUAAAUAACAGGUAUUUGCUUUUGAAGGAAAACCCCAUCAUCUGGCAUAGAAUAUUUAGAUACACAAAGACAAAUGAAAAUGGCAAUCACGUGU
This is a messenger RNA of Astyanax mexicanus (Mexican tetra), 1852 nucleotides long. RefSeq lists its product as uncharacterized. The transcript has 6 exons. The coding region runs from base 120 to 752 and encodes 210 amino acids. Gene Ontology annotation, molecular function: GTP binding; GTPase activity. The record is from RefSeq and is a predicted model, not a curated record. Lineage: Eukaryota; Metazoa; Chordata; Actinopteri; Characiformes; Acestrorhamphidae.